CAACAGCAACAGCAACAGCAGCGGCAGCGCCUAUAAAAGGUGCUCCAGCCGCCCGGCCCCGUCUGCCCCCAUCUGCCUGUCUCGCAUCUCCCCACACCCGUCUUCUGCCAUGUCCCGCUCUCUCCUCGUCUACGGCGGCUCCGGUGCCCUCGGCCGUGCUCUGGUUGCGCACUUUCGCUCCCUGAACUAUAACGUUACCUCGGUCGACUUCAGAGAGAACGAGGAGGCCGAUGCCAACGUUGUCAUCUCCCGCGAGGACGGUGCUGCCGAGCUCCAGGUUGCUGGCCCUCGCAUCGCCAGCGCCGUCGCUGCCUCGCUUGGCACCAUGAAGGUCGAUGCCAUCCUGAACGUCGCUGGUGGCUGGGCCGGUGGCAACAUCCUCGACGAAGAUCUCUACAAGAACGUUUCCCUGAUGCUCUCGCAGAGCGUCAACUCGUCCGUCAUUGCUUCUCGCAUUGCCGCCGCCCAUCUUAAGGAGGGCGGUCUGCUUACCCUCGUCGGCGCUGGCGCCGCUGUCUCUGGCACCCCCGGUAACAUGAUCGCUUACGGACUCGCCAAGGCUGCUGUUCACCACCUUGUCAAGAGCUUGGCCUCCAACGGCAGCGGCCUUCCUGAGGGUGCUCGCACGGUGGCCAUUCUGCCCGUCACCCUGGACACUCCCAUGAACCGCAAGUUCAUGCCCGACGCCGACUUUUCCUCGUGGACUCCCCUCUCUGAGAUUGCCGAGCGCCUCCAGCGAUGGUCCGAGAACUCCGAUGCAGUCGUCUCGGGCUCCCUGGUCAAGAUCGUCACCAAGGACGGCAAGACCGAGUGGAUCAAUGUCUAAGGCUGCUCUGUGAGCGGGCCGAGGUAGUGCUAUGAUCCAAUGUGGCCAACGGCGAACAAGUAUUAUGAUGGGCCUGCCCACGGCCUCUCGGAUAUCGAUUUCGAUUUCGAUGGGCUGGAGCCGGGUCCGUUUCGCAGACUCGGUUUAGGUCGAUCGGACAACGUAUGGAAUAAACGUAAAACUUUCGAUAUCGUC
Polychytrium aggregatum is the source of this 1021-nucleotide messenger RNA. RefSeq lists its product as uncharacterized. Bases 110 to 826 code for a protein of 238 amino acids. Gene Ontology annotation, biological process: tetrahydrobiopterin biosynthetic process; L-phenylalanine catabolic process. NCBI's taxonomy places the organism in Eukaryota, Fungi, Chytridiomycota, Chytridiomycetes, Polychytriales. The transcript has 8 exons. Gene Ontology annotation, molecular function: 6,7-dihydropteridine reductase activity; NADPH binding; NADH binding. The record is from RefSeq and is a predicted model, not a curated record. Gene Ontology annotation, cellular component: cytoplasm.